Molecule: messenger RNA, 8036 nt
Organism: Oncorhynchus nerka (sockeye salmon)
Lineage: Eukaryota; Metazoa; Chordata; Actinopteri; Salmoniformes; Salmonidae
Product: nucleoprotein TPR-like
Biological process (GO): protein import into nucleus; mRNA export from nucleus; regulation of mitotic spindle assembly
Cellular component (GO): nuclear pore
Molecular function (GO): structural constituent of nuclear pore
Source: RefSeq, a predicted model, not a curated record
UUAUUGACAACGUAGAUUAUGCUACUCGAGGUCAUUUUUUUCUUCUGAUUGCUAUCCCAACGAAGUUGCUUUGCGCUGUUUCGGACUGGUUGGGAGAUGGCGGCAGUUCUGCUUCAAGUUUUGGAGCGUACAGAGCUUAAUAAACUCCCUAAAGCUGCUCAAAACAAAUUAGAAAAGUUCCUUACUGACCAGAAGAAUGAAAUCGAAUCCCUCAAAACGCAGCACGAGCGGUUCAAAGCGGACUGUGAGCAGCAAUACUUUGACGUUGAGAAGAGAUUGGCAGAGAGUCAGGAGCAGAUUGUGUCUCACACCCGGAAUUACCAGACUCUCAAAGAGGAGAAUACCAAACUCAUCGAAGAGCUGAACAAUCUGAAAGGUGUGGAUGUGGAAUCGUCAGAGGAGAAGGAAUCACAGCAGCCGAGCAAAGCCAAAUAUGAGAUUGAGGCCGAAAGGCGGGAACUGGCUCGUCUGCUUGAAAAGAGAACUCAAGAUGUGGAAAAUCUCACCGAGGAUGUCAAGCGGCUAAAUGACAAGCUGGUGGAGACCAACACAGCCAAAAUAGAUCUACAGCUCAAACUGGAUGAGAUCCAAUCUUCUGAGGUCUCCAUUCAGCACCGUGAGAAACGUAUGGAGCAGGAGAAGGAGCUACUGCAGAAUCAGAACACGUGGCUGAACUCUGAACUGAAGACCAAGACAGAGGAGCUGCUAUCAGUCUCCAGGGAAAAGGGCAAGGAGAUCCUGGAGCUCAAGUGCAGCUUUGAGUGCAAGAAGGACGAGGUCACAAGACUUCAAACCCAAGUCACCAAUCUGAAGAAGAGCAGUGAGAACCUGCAGAAGAGAGUGGAGGACCUGAUGACAAAACUGAAAGAGGCUAAAGACCAUCAUAGCACCAUGGAGGAGAAGUACCGCAAUGAACAGAAUGCCCACAUCAAGCUCUCCAACUUGUACAAGGGGUCAGCAUCAGAUGCAGAGUCCAAGAACGAGGAGUUGAACAGGGCCGUGGAGGAGCUGCACAAGCUGGUGAAGGAGGCUGGUGAUGCGAGACAGAACAUGGAGAAGAAGCUGGCAGACAUGGAGGGGUCAAAGAGCAAACAGGAGGCUGAGCUGAAGGAGAAGUUUAAGAAGAUGGAGCUGGAGAACGCCAACCUGCGUGCCUCAGAUAAGAAAAGAAGCAUGCCAGUGCUCACAGAGGAAGAGUUGGACUCCAUGUGUCCGACCGCAGCUGCUGUGGCCAAGAUUGUCAAGCCUGGAAUGAAGUUCAUGGAGCUGUACAAUGCAUUCGUGGACAUCCAGGACCAGUUGCUCGUUGAGAAGCAGGAGAACCGGCGUGUGACGCGCGUGCUGGACGAGAUCGUGCAGGAGGUGGAGGAGAAGGCGCCCAUCCUAAAGCGCCAGCGGGAGGACUAUGAGAGCAUGCAGAGGUCCAUGAACAGCCUCUGUGCCAAACUGGAACAGGCCAGGACGGAGAUCCACAGCCUGCAGAAAGAGACAGAUGAGGCCAAAAAGCACUGCUCCAACCUGGAGAAGGACAACCAGCACUCUGAGAGAGAGCUGGAGGACAUGUCCCAGCAGGUGCGCGUCCUGCUAGUGGAGCUGGAGGAGGCGCGUGGCAACCCGGUGGUCCGCGAGGAGACGAUGAACCUGAGCAGUAGCUCUGAGAUCAUCAACCCACGCCAGGUUUCCUUCCGCAGUGUGGAGGAGCUGCAGCGGCAAAACCAGAGCAUGCUGGCACGUCUCCGGGAGCUGGGGGAGAAGAUGGAGAGAGAGAAGACCGAGGCCAAUUCUGCACGUGUGACCCAGCUGGAACAGCAGCUAGAGAAGAUCCAGAAGGAGCUGGAGAUUAUAAAGGAGCAGAGAAACCAGCAAAAGCAGCUGGCUGACUCCAACGGCCGCCAGAGAGACAUGUACCGCAUCCUGCUGUCCCAGAGCACCGGCUUCAACCUCCCACCACAAGGUCCUACACAGGAGGCAGCCCCCCAGAUGUACACCCCCAGCCGGCCCUCCUUCCCCCCUCCCACCAGGUCCACCCCCAUGAGGGCUUCAGCCGCUGAGUCUUCCCAGACCACCCAGGCCAAGGCUGCUCUCAAACAGUUGAACGACUCCUUCACCACAUACAAGAAUGAGAAGGCGGUGAACGACAGGAUGCUGAACGAGCAGAACGAGAAGCUACAGGAGCAGCUGUCUGCGUUCCGCUCCCAGAAGGCCAAGCUCUCCACACAGCUGGAGUUCGCCUCCAAGAGAUACGAGAUGCUGCAGGAGAAUGUAAACGGCUACAGGCGGGAGAUCGCUGCUCUGCACGAUAAGAGCCAGAAGAUGGCCGCCACGGCUCAGAAACAUGAGCAGAUCAUCCACACCAUGACCCAGGAUCUCCGGGCAGCCAAUGAGAAGCUGGCCUUGGCAGAGGUGCGUGGUGAGAACAUGAAGAAAGAGAGAGACAUGCUGAAGUCAGCAGAGUCCAGACUGAACCAGGAGAAGGAAGCCAUGAUGGCUGAGCAGCGCAACCAGAACCUCCUGCUCACCAACCUCAAGUCCAUCCAGCUGACGAUGGAGCGUACAGAGACUGAGACCAGGCAGCGUCUGAACAGCCAGAUAGAGAGACUGGAGAGAGAGCUCACCCAGUUUAAGAAGAAAUUGGCUGAGGAGGUGGAGCAGAGGCACAUGCUGGGCCGUAACCAAGACGCUCAACUGCUGGAGGCCAAGAAGCAGCUAGAGGCCCAGUGUGCCCUGCACCAGAAGACCAAGGAGCUGUUGAAGAAUGCUGAGCAGCAGGCUAACCUUCUGAAACAACAGCUCAGCCAUGCUGAAAGCCAGAACCAGGGUUCAGGUCUGGGCCAGGGUCAGAGCUUGGGCCAGACUAACCCCCGGGCACCCAUCAGAGCACCGUUAAGAGCUCCAUCUCAGACCCAGUCCCAGGAGGCCCAGGCCAAGCUCCAGUCAGAACUAGAGGAGGUGCGCGGGCGUCUGCAGCAGGCCGAGAAGCAGAUCAGUGAUCUGCAGGAGCGCCUGCAGAACGCGACCACUAACGUGGAGCAGUACCGCACCGUGGUGCUCAGCCUGGAGGAGUCCCUCAGCAAAGAGAAACAGGCUCGUUCUCCUGUGGAGACUCGUCUAAAGGAGGCCCAGGAGUUCCAGCGUGGGCUGGAGAAGAAGCUGGUGGAGGCUGAGAAGGAGAAACAGGAGCUCCGUGAGGAGAAGAGGAAGGCCAUGGAUAUUGUGGAGAAACAGGUGAAUGAGCUGAAGAGGACCAUGAAAAACUUGCAGUCAGAGCUGCAGGAGGCGGAGGAGAGGAAGGCUGCAGCCAUCACCCAGGAACAGAAGGCCAUGCAGGACAGCCUGCAGCAGGGCAAGCUGGCAGUGGAGGCCCAGAACAAGUACGAGCGGGAGCUGAUGCUGCAUGCGGCUGAUGUGGAGGCGCUACAGGCGGUCAAGAAACAAGGCCUGCAGGGGAACCAAAGCAGGAAGCAGCUGGAGGACAAGGCCAAACAGACCACCACCCAGCUACAGGAGGCUCGCACCAACUGGUACCAGCUGGAGAAGAAACUUAAGGAGGACCUGUCCAAGCAGCAGAAGCGGGCAGACGAGCUGCAGAAGCAGAAUGGCCUGCUGCACCAGCAGAUGGAGAGCCUGGGAGCCAAAAUGGCCGCCACAGUACAGCAGCAGCAACAGGCUAGUAGGGAGAGCAGCCUCAACCUGUCCUUCAGCGAAGAGGGCAAGUCUCAGGAACAGAUCCUGGAGAUCCUCAGGUUUGUGCGUCGUGAGAAGGAGAUUGCAGAGACACAGUUUGAGGUGGCCGAGGUUGAGACACUGCGCUACAAACAACAGGUUGAACACCAGGACCGAGAGCUGAAGGAACUACAAGAGAGCCUCAACGCUGAGAGAGAGAAACUACAGCUGACAGCGAAGACUAUGGCCCAGCACGAUGAGAAAAUGAAGAGGAUGGAGAACCUAAACGUGCUGGUGGAGACCAACAAGAUGCUGAAGGAGGAGAGGGAGCGACUGGAACAAGAGCUGCACCAGACCCAGGCUAAAGUGCGUAAGCUGGAGGCGGACAUCACUCCCCUGCAGGACUCCAACUCUGAGCUGAGUGUGAAGAAUGGCAUGCUGCAGGCUGAGAAGAAACUGUUGGAAGAGGACAGCAAACGCUGGAAGGCCCGCACACAGCAACUGGUGAGCCAGCAGAAGGACACAGACCAGGAGGAGAACAAGAAGCUGCACUCUGAGAGAGAGGCCCACCUCAAACGCAUCCAGCAGCUCUCUGAGGAGACUGGGAGACUGAAGGCUGAGGUGGCCAGGACCCAUGCGUCGGUUAUCACAGCCCAGAGCCAGGCGCAGAACCUGAAGGAGAAUCUGGGCAAGGUGACCGCCGAGAGGGAUGCGAAGCACCUGGACAUCCAGGAGAAGUGCAAGACCAUCACGCAGGUCAAGAAAAUCGGACGACGCUACAAGACGCAGUAUGAGGAGCUCAAAGUGCAGCACGACAAGCUGGUGGCGGAGGCAGCAGCCAAGCCAGCCCAGGAGGAGGUGCUGCAGGCUGUGCAACAGGCCCAGCAGCAGGCUCAACAGGCCCAGCAGGCCUCUGCCCAAGAGAUCCAGAGCCUGAAGGACUCCCUCAGCCAGGCUGAGACCAAGGUCAAAGACCUGGAAGGACAACUGAAAAACGUACAGGAGGCGGUGAAUGAGCGCAACACAGAGAUGGGGCGGCUGAAACAGGAGCUGACCCGGCUCCAGGAACAGUCUACCCAGGCCCAGGGGACACAGAGUGAAGUGACCCGACUGAAACAGGAGCUGGCCCGCCUCCAGGAACAGUCUGCCCAGGGGACCCAGGGUGAAGUGACCCGGCUGAAACAGGAGCUGUCCCGGCUCCAGGAACAGUCUACCCAGGCCCAGGGGACACAGAGUGAAGUGACCCGACUGAAACAGGAGCUGGCCCGGCUCCAGGAACAGUCUACACAGGCCCAGGGGACCCAAGGUGAAGUGACCCGGUUGAAACAGGAACUGACCCGGCUCCAGGAACAGUCUACCCAGGCCCAGGGGACCCAGGGUGAAGUGACCCGGCUGAAACAGGAGCUCACCCGGCUCCAGGAACAGUUUACCCAGGCCCAGGGGAAUCAGGGUGAAGUGACCCGGCUGAAACAGGAGCUGACCCGGCUCCAGGAACAGUCUACCCAGGCCCAGGGUGAAGUGACCCGGCUGAAACAGGAGCUGACCCGGCUCCAGGAACAGUCUGCCCAGGGGACCCAGGGUGAAGUGACCCGGCUGAAACAGGAGCUGCAGGAGAAGACUGCUCAGGAGGAGUCGCUACGGCAACAGAUGGCCGACAAGGAGGAGAAGACCAAGAAGGUCUUCAUGGGCGCCAAGCAGAAGAUCAACCAACUCAACAUUGCGAAGGAGCAUCUGACCAAGGAGGUGGAGGAGCUGAAGCAGCAGCGGGAGGAGCAGGAGGUGCGUCUGAGUGCUCUCAAGUCCCAGUAUGAGGGCCGUCUGCACCGACAGGACCGAGAGAUCAGGGAACUCCGAGACCACCGUGACGAACAACCUCAGAGAGACGAGUCCCAGGACCAGGGGAAAAAUAAGACCCAGGAGCAGCAGCAGAGAGCUCCAGAUCAGAGGCAGAUCAACCAGAGGACUUCCCAAGCUGCAGACAGGGGAAGUGGUUCUUCCGGCUCUUCAGAGCAGCCCCCCACUGCCAACAUCAAACCCACCACGGUGUCGGGCGGUGCCCCCAGUAAACCUUCCCCCAUCCCCGGGAACAAGUCCACCCCCAGGGCCAGCAUCCGACCCAUGGUGCCCAUAACCAUGCCCACCCCCACGGCCACUGUCAUGCCCCAUACACAGUCUGAAAGCCAGGAAGUGCUGCAGUCCUCUGAGAGUGGAACCCCCGUGGAACACGUGUCUGUGUUCGGCAGCACCAGCGGCUCGGUCCGCUCCACCAGCCCUAGCGUCCAGAACAUCACGCACUCUCAGUUUCAGCCAAUCAGCAGCCAGGCCACCGCCUUCGUCCAGCCAACCCAGCAACAGCAGGCCCCGCCCACCGCUGAGCUGGCCAGUCAGGAGAUAGAGGCAGGCCCUAGUGGUCAAGUGGAGAGGCCCUCCACUUCUACGGCCGUAUUUGGCUCUGCUAUUGCUACAGGGGGCUCUGCUGGGCCAAAGCGUGCCCGCGAGGUGGAGCUGGAGGCUCGGGCAGAGAGCGCCGACAUAGCCCUGGAGAACCCAGACGAACCACCCAUCCCCAAGAAGCUCCGUAUCAUCCAGAGAGUGGGACUGGAGGAGGAGAAUGAAGAGGGCACUGAUGGAGAGGCUGAGGGGUCAGGGGAGAACCAGGAGACUCCAGAUGGCAGCCAGGAACUACCAGACGUGUCCUUUCCUGUACUGGGAGAGGUGGAGGAAGAGGAUGACGGGGUGUCCCAGUCUGUCCCCUCAGACCACCAGGUGACCCCCCAACCCUCUGACACCCAGGACUCCAGCGAAGAGCGCCAGCCUGACGUCAUCAUCAUCGACACAGACAGCUCCAGUCGAGAAGAAGAGGAGGAAGAGGCAGAGCAGUAUGAGGAAGAGGUGGAGGAAGAGAAGGAUGAUGAUGAUGACGAGGACCAGGGGAUGGGAAGAGAGGAGAGCAACGAGGGGAGCGGAGACGCCAACGAGCCGUUUGAAGGAGACGAGACGGGCCCUGAGACCUCGGAGCCUGUCUCGGAGAACGAGGAGAGCAUGGGAGCUAUAGACUCCACCUCCCAGAAACAGGCUGACUCACAAAGCGGUGAGGGGAGCAGCAGUACCACCGAAUCCUUCCCCAUGGCCAUGUCCGACCCCAAAGAACUACUACAGCCUACCGCUAGUACUACCAGCACUUUCUCCUUCUCUACCUCCCCCUUCUCCCCCUCCUCCAGCCUGCGCCUGCCCCAGUCUGUCCCCCGCCGACCCCCACACCCCCUGCCCCCACGCCUCUACAUCCAGCCCCCCGGCCCUGAGCUGGGCCUGGGACCUCCACCCACACAGAGGCUGUCUGCGCCAAUCCGCCGGCAGUCUGUAGGCAGAGGACCCCAGCUCACGCCUGGGAUAGGCAACAUGCAACACUUCUUUGAUGACGAUGACCGGAUGGUCCCCAGUACGCCCACUCUGGUGGUGCCCCACCGGACUGAUGGCUUUGCUGAGGCCAUACAUUCUCCACAGGUAGCAGGAGUUCCCAGGUUCAGGUUUGGUCCUCCUGAAGACAUGCCUCAGGCCAGCUCGUCCCACUCUGACCUCGGACAGCUCGCCUCACAAGGAGGUCUGGGGAUGUACGAGAGUCCACUGUUCCUGGCCGCUCACGACGAGGAGUCUGGAGGGAGGAGUGUUCCCACCACACCCCUGCAGGUUGCUGCCCCAGUGACGCUCUUCAAUGAAUCCCACCCCUCUGAUGCCCAGGACAUGGCAUCCCAGUCUGUUCCCAUGGUGACGACAUCCACGAGCCACCACGGGCUGGCAGUCCCCGGCGGAGAGGCCAUCCCAGGAGAUGACGGUGAUGAGGUGUUCAUGGAGGCAGAUAGUGAAGGGAGUGGUGAAGCGUCCAUGGAUAGCCAGGCUGAGAUGGACUCUGCCCAGCCGUCAGACGAUGCCAGUCUGCCCUCCACAAGCCAGGAGCCCACCUCCAGCUCUGCCGACACCAGCAGUAGUGUGCAGCCCAAGCCCUCCGGCCGCCCCUUGGCCCAGCACUCUCUGCCCAUGAGAAUAGCCAACAGGGGCAGGGCGCUCAUCCGCAGAGGAGGUAUGGGCUUCCUUCGAGCAGGAAGAGGCCCCUUCGGUAGAGGAAACCUACCCCGCUAAUGAUGCCAUCAUGCACUGCUCCAUCCCCCGCCCUUCAUCCCAACUAUCAAUCAUAGUGUCUUGGUCUACUUAAAAAAUCCAACUAAUUUGUGAUUGACUUUUCUUCCCUAACUUUGUGUCAGUGGAUGAUACCAUGUGCUUUAAAAGCGUACAUUUUUGUUGUUUUGUAUUUGUUUCGAGAAGAGUGAUUGUUCCAUUGCUUUUGUUUUUGCUAAUAAACUUUGAGAAAAAUAAAA